AUGCAGCAGGAACACUUCAUAGCAGGCGACGACGAGGUGCCCCCCGGCGCGUCACAGGCGAGCUCGCAUUUCCCUCUUGAGCCGGUUUCCGCGGCUGUCCUCUGCAGUCGGGAGACGAAGCGCAGAGAUGCGGCGGUGGCGAGCGGGAGCGUGAGAGUUGGGAGCCGUGAGGUUGAUGAGGGGGUCCUCGUUGGCGGGUUAGAAAGGGGGAGCGUUGUCGGGCUCAGUUCUGAGAGUGAGCUGAUGGGGCUUUUGAUCUCGAUGCAGGCACUGGCGAAUACGCUAUGCGGCGAAGAUGCCGAGGGUAAUAAGGAGAAGAAGAAGAAGAAGAAUGCCAGAGUAAUGGUCGUCACGACACAGCCUCCCGCCGCUAUCCUCCCGCCGCUGAGGGACGCCAUCAGAACGGAGCUCAAGGUGCGCGGCACCGCUGAGGCGGACGUGGUCACGAGGUUGAGACAUUGCCUGGAGAGGGUCUCUAUAUCUAGGGUCUUUGAUCUCGAGGGGUUGUGGCAAACCCUCGGCGACUUGGACAUUCCACCCGAGAGUCCUGACCCGCUGGUCUCCCCAGUUCCCCCCGUCUGUUCGAUCUUAGAGCCGCGAGUGGAGAAGGAGGAUGAGAGGGCCGUGGAAGUGCCGAUGGACGAGAAAGUCUCUGAUGAUGCGGCUGGUUUGUCGAACAGGAAGACUGCAACGCCAGAGCAGCAGCAGCAGCAGCAGCAGCCUGAGAGGAUUGUGUUGCCGGAACUCAAACCGCGGCCUCAGCCGACCAAGUCUACGAGGACAGAGAUCGCUGACAGUGACGACGAUGACGACGCCUAUUCGCUGCCGUCUUCGUCGUCUUCGUUGUCACCGCCGCCUUCGACGAUUCGGUCUCCGACGCCGUUCAUGGCCGUAGUUUCUCCCGAGAAAGCGACUGACGAGGAAGACCCUGGGAGUUCAGCCAGGGACCUAGCCAAUGACCCGGAGGAGACAACAGAAGAAGGCACAGAGGGGCUUUACGAGGACAUCAAGGACGGACCGCCUGGAGACGAGAUCCCCGACGCGGUGCCAGUGGCAGCGCCGGAGAGCAAAGAUGCAGAAGACGAGUCGAAAGGACCGCCCUUGCCGGAUAUCAUUCUUGUCACUCACUUUCACAGCCUCAUGACGGCCCUGUUCACCCGUCGCGACCGUCAAUCCGCGCAUAGCUCGCUCCAAUAUCUCUCCUCCCACCUUCGAUAUCUAUCCAGGAAUCUGGAGACCAGCCCGCUGAUUAUGCUGCUCAACAGCACGAGCUCUUCCAAAGAGCCUUUGCCAUCCAAGCCCUCGAAUGCCAAAGGUGGCCCUCCGACGCCGAAUGGAGGAGACACCAGCAGCAAAGCACUCGACCCGACUCUCCGAUCAAUCUUCAACCCACCUGCCCUGAACAUCACGGGCUACGGCUACGGCGGCAACCAAGCGGCGUCGAGACGGAACAAGCCCACUUUUGGACUGGUCUUUUCGCAGCUGCUUGACCUGCACCUGCUCUGCACCAAGGUCCCGAGGGACAAGGAGGAUGCCGAGAGGCUGUAUGCUGCGGCACCCGGUGACGGAGGAGAGGGCGACGACGGCACGGCAGUGAGGUUCGUCUGGGUUGUGGAGGUCCUUCUCGAUGAGAUUGGUGUUUGGGAGGAGACGAAGAGCCUUGGCCCGGGAGAGGAAACGGGAGGGAGAAGGAGAGGCCCCAGGAAGAGCAGGGAGCAGAGAUGGGGCACCGUUGAUGUCAAAGGUGGGCGGGUUGUUGAUGCGUUUGAGGCGGUGGAGAGGAAGGUCGGGGAGAUCAGGGUCGUUGGCGGGUUUGGAGGCCCGAGGGUGUGA
Molecule: messenger RNA, 1833 nt
Organism: Colletotrichum orchidophilum
Lineage: Eukaryota; Fungi; Ascomycota; Sordariomycetes; Glomerellales; Glomerellaceae
Exons: 2
Coding region: 1-1833 (610 amino acids)
Source: RefSeq, a predicted model, not a curated record